Molecule: messenger RNA, 3348 nt
Organism: Aspergillus steynii IBT 23096
Lineage: Eukaryota; Fungi; Ascomycota; Eurotiomycetes; Eurotiales; Aspergillaceae
Exons: 5
Molecular function (GO): protein binding
Source: RefSeq, a predicted model, not a curated record
UGCCUACGCGAUCUGCGACUAACCAAUCCUCGCGACGACAAGACUCGCAUCGAGAGUAUGAAAGGAGGACUGUUACAGGAUUCGUUUUGCUGGGUGUUGAGCAACGAAGAGUUCAAUAAAUGGCGAGACAAUCAACAUGGUAAUCCCAAUGACCGGCUGCUGUGGAUUCGAGCCGAUCCGGGCAAAGGGAAGACCAUGCUCAUCUGUGGCAUCAUUGACGAGUUGACAGCAAGUCCUGGAGAGAGCGUGAUCUCAUAUUUCUUAUGUCAAGCGAGUGAGCCUCACCUCAAUAAUGCCGUCGCUGUCCUGCGCGGCCUGAUCUUUUCGCUGGUGGAGCAACAGCCGACUCUUGUUUCUCAUAUCCGACCACGGUAUGAUCGUGAAGGAAAAGACCUUUUCGAGGACAUGAAUGCUUUUCAGGCUCUAGCAGCAAUGUUUGAAAGUAUUUUAGAAGACGCGAGUUUGCUGAGCACCAUACUGAUCAUCGAUGCCUUGGACGAAUGCGCCACGGACCUGGUACGGCUUCUUGGGUUGGUACAGCGGCUGACAGCAAACCCCCGUGUCAAAUGGGUGGUCUCGAGUCGCAACUGGCCUAUCAUUGAGAGUCAUCUGACAGUGUCGUACUGCUCAGCGCUGUCUCUUGAGCUGAACGAGAAAGCUGUGGCCGACGCAGUGAGAAGAUACAUCAAGGUCAAGGUGAAUUUUCUCGCAGAGCGUAACUGCUACAGCCAAGACACCAGAGACUUUGCACAAAGCUAUUUGGUAUCAAACGCAAACAAUACCUUCCUGUGGGCAGCUUUGGUAUGCGAUCAACUCGAAGAAGCGCACGACUCGAAAGUGCAAUCUAUCUUGGAAUCAUCACCACCGAGUCUGGGUAAACUAUACCAACGUAUGAUGUGUGACAUCCAAGCUUCAACGAAUGCAGAGCUCUGUCGCGGGGUUCUUGCCAUAGCAUGCACCGCAUAUCGACCUCUGACGAUAGAAGAACUCUCGGCGCUUGCAGAUCCACCUUUACAAAACUCGGCCGACUUUCAGAUAACGCGGAUUGUCAAGCUUUGUGGCUCAUUCUUGACACUUCGCGAGAACGCCAUCUUGUUUGUGCAUCACUCGGCAAAGGACUUCUUGACAAAUCCGGACACGGGAUUGCCAUCUGCAGUGAAGACGAAAAAUCGCGAGAUAUUCUGCCGAUCAAUUGAAGUGAUGAAUUCGACUCUUCAGCGCAACAUAUACAGUAUCAAGCACCCUGGGUGCCAGAUUGAGGACGUCCCGACACCCACUUCAGAUCCAUUGCGACGCGCACGAUAUGCCUGUGUGUAUUGGAUUGACCAUCUGCUGCAAACAAUUUAUCCAGAUGACGAAGAGUUCUUAAUGGACGCUGGCGCAACGGUGCUCUUUUUAAGGCAGAAAUUACUUUACUGGCUCGAAGCUCUUAGCCUUUCCCGACAGUUUGCAGCAGCACUUUUGGGGAUGCCAAAACUUGAGGAGUUCCUUGAGCAUAGACCGUGUCCGCAAAGAUUGUCGGAGCUCGUUAAAGACAUUUGCCGGUUUGUUCGCUAUCAUCGGGUUGCGAUUGAGAAUAGUCCACUUCAGCUUUAUAGCUCAGCACUCAUCUUCAGUCCGAGCAAAAGCGCGGUCAAGGUCUGUUACCAGGCCAAAAGAGCAGCCUGGACUAUCACAGAGCCGGUCAUAUCGGAGUCCUGGAGUCCAUGCCUUCAUACCAUCGAGCCUAGAGUUGAGAUUGCCUGCAUUGGUUGGUCACCGGAUGGAAUUCGAGUGCUGUGUAUGAGCACCGAUCUGACUGUCAGUCAUUGGGACUCCAGAACUGGACAUUGCAUAUCAACUAUCGCACUUGAGAGACAUGCUAGCUAUAGGAAAAUAUCGGAAGGAUCACUCGACAACAAGAUUCUCAUCUGGGACUAUACCACCGGGAAAUGUGUUCGAGCAAUUCAGGAGUAUCCAAAAGUCUAUCAUCUGGAGAUUCACUGGUCGGGGGAUGGAAGGCAACUCGCAUCGCUGUCGAACAGGGAGAUCAGGAUUUGGGAUCAAGAUGGAACCGCUCACCCGUGUAUGCAGAAUAUAGAGGGCCUUCGUGAUUUUGAUAUGCUUUUUAUUUCUCACGAUGGCAAUCGUCUCCGCCUGGGGUCGUACCUUCUCGACAUAAUUUGGGAUCGAGCUGCAAGAAAAUACCGUGCAACAGAACGACGACCGGAUCCAGCAACGGGAGGCUGGCCCCCCUUCCAUUUCUCUGGCCCCCGACCUGUUUGUGCCCCUGAUGGACGCACACUCGCCAUCGUUCGCUCCAACCGAACCACUGAAAUUGACAUCGAAAACCUGGAUACUGGGAAGGUCCAUCGAUGUUUGCGAGGGAACAUCGGUGCGAUCACGACAGUUUCCUGGUCGCCUGAUGGGAAUCGUCUGGCAUCAGGAUCAGAAGAAGCUUCCAUUCUCAUCUGGAACACCCGAACUGGGCAGUGCCUCGACCGAUUUGAUGGCCAUUUCAAAUCAAUCCAGCGCCUCUUUUGGGAUCCCCAAGGGGGUCGACUCACAUCAUAUUGCUCUGGGGACAUUGGCAUUGAUUCUGACAGGAUCAGAGUCUGGCAUUUCAAUACUGGCCGCCACAUUUGCACCCUUGCCGGGGCUUUUAAGUGGCCUACGUUUAUUGCCUGGUCGCAGGACGGAAGACUAGCAACCCUCUCGCACGGAAAGGCUCAGAUAUGGAAUACAGUUUCAGGAGACGCUCUUGUUGAGUAUGAAAAUUUACUGGGUAGUCUGUUUCGCUUUCUGCCUCAAGUCAUAGCUUGGUCGCCGGACGGGGCCCAAAUCGCAUGUAUAAGUUACGAUGUUUUCCGAGACAUCCACAUUUGGAAUCCAGCCAACGGACGGUGUCUUAAGCAGCUUAAACACCCUCGCCAUACUACAGUAAUUGCCUGGUCCAACGAUGGUCGUCGCCUUGCGUCGUCCUCCCAGUUGAGUGAGACAGUUAGAGUCUGGGACCUAGCCACGGAGCAGUACAUUCACUCAGAGACCAUUGAGCCGUCCGUUGGUGUUGUUAGGCUUGAUAGGAUUGACGAGGCUCAUCUUCAUACGAGCCAAGGCAUACUGAAUAUGGAGUCUAUCUAUCAGGCUAGGGAUAGCGCUAUGGAGUGCCGUAUUUUGCCAUGCCUCCCAUACGGAAUAACAGAUGAUUAUUCCUGGAUCACCUGGAAAGGAGACAAGCUGCUAUUUUUGCCUUGGGAAUAUCAGCCCAGGGACUUAGAUUGUUUCUGCGUGUCAGGAACAAAUGUGGCUGUUGGCUGUGAGUCCGGCCAUGUCUUGUUUCUUUCAUUCGCGGAUAAUCCAUUGUCAUGA